This is a messenger RNA of Linum trigynum, 5982 nucleotides long. The record is from the annotation of a GenBank genome assembly. Lineage: Eukaryota; Viridiplantae; Streptophyta; Magnoliopsida; Malpighiales; Linaceae.
UUUUCGUGGAAGGGAGUAGGGGUUUACAGAGUCGCAUAGCAUCAUUGAAGGUAUUAGUUAGCUUGUUUUUUUCCCUUCUACCCUAAUUUCAUAGUUUGGUAUUGAUUUUCAUGGCGGGCAGGAAUUUUUAUGCAGAAUCGACGUCCCUGGGUGGAGAAGUAAGGUAUGUGUUCAUACUUAACCUCUAUUACUUUCAGAAGCAUAAUGAUGUUGUUAUUUUAUUAGAAUACCAAAUGCAACUUUCAUAGAUUACCAAGCCAUUAUAAUUCUUAUGCCAUAGGUUUUCGGGAAGAAGAAAAAUGUAUUAGUUUUUGAAAAUACUUAAAUAUAACAAACUCCAAACAAAGAAGCAUUCUUAGGCUUUUAAAAUCAUCAACUGACAUUCGAAGUGCUGCUAGUCAUUCGUUAAAUACUCUAUCAUCGAGCUUUCAAUUCCACUACCUAAGAAGCAAAUUGGCUAUGAAAUCAAAAUCCCAGAAAGAGUCAUGGAAAUCAUUAAGGUUAUCAUCUAUUGCUUGUUCAGCCUAUAUUCUAAGUCAUUAAAUCAUCAGGACACACUCUAAGAAAAUGCUACUCCGUCAUGAAAUUCUUACCUGGAGAAAAUAGUUCUCUUCUGUCUAUCUCAGACAAAGACAAAGCUCUCCGCGGCAUACCCGUCGAUCCUCUACGUUCAACAAUCUUGUAGGCUCUCCAGGAUACGAGACCUGCACUCUAGCAGCCUCCCGCUCACAAUCAACUACUGCCGGAGCUGUGAUUAUUAAGUGUCAAAUUCCCCUGGACAGAUUUGCAUAGCAAAUAAGACACAAUGAGUUAUAAACUUAUAACACAGCUGGUCAUUCAGUCAGCAAUGCAGGCAAAUAUUUAACAUCGUGGCUUCAAAUUCAUGUGCCCAAUGCAGGAAGAAAGAAGAAAUUCUGAGAUAUUCUACUUGCUGAACAAUAAGCUAAACUAAACUUUCACAAUAAUCAACCAGGAUGCAUUGAAUUAAACCUCUCUAUCAAGAUCCAGAAAUGGUUUUAUCAAAUAUAUUUUCUAGUAAGUAGUAACCAAAUCUCACAGCUUUAGCAUCAAUCAACUACAUGACCUAUAAUGCAUAUGCAAAGUACAAUAGCCGUCAAUAACAGAACUAUGUACGAUUAUGAAUUGAGCAGCUUGCAUAUAUCAAAACAGCAGUAUCACCACACCGGCACACCCACACUCAAGACUACACAUUGCAGAAUAUUUCUACCACACCUUUGAAAAGAUUUUAUCAAGAUCUUGCAAUGGUUCUGUACGUUGGAAAAAAUAGACCAAAUACUCCAACAUAUUCUGUGUGUAUUCCCUGUAUUGCCUGCAAAUAAGAAUCGAAACUAUGAGAAAUCAUGGAAACCCAACAUUUUAGAACACUACACAUGUCGAUUGAGCUGGCCAUAACAAUUAAUUGGCCAUGUAGACACAAUCAGAUAACGAGAACCAAAGAGAAAUUACCUGGUCAACUUGAGUUUCCGAUCAAUUUUCUGUGGUUGACUGAAAAGAUUGAGAUAAGUUGAGUACUCAAUGUGCGAGUCCUCGGAUUCUUUUUUACCACUACGGGGCAUCCCAAACUUUGCAUUGAUGUACUGGUUGUAUAGUUCAUGCAAGUCAAGAUAUUUCCCAUGGGCUUCCUGAAAUGUGAAUUUUGAUAAUCCAAAGUGCAAAUGAGAGCCAAAAUCAAAAUAAACAACCGAAAACUUUAAGAGAAACCAGAUGUUAACCUAUUAUAAUGAAACAGAUUGACAAUUGACAUAAUCAUAGCCAAACAUUCUGACUGCUAAGGUUCGCAACCAGAAGACUCCUUGUCCUGAACACUCUAUGGACCCUAAUAUACAGGUACUGAUUCACAACAAUUCAAUGCCUAAAAAGGGUCAGCAACUUGGCCUAAUAAAGACACACUGAAUGCUCAACUCAAAACCUUACUGUGGUACGAGCUGAAACCUAAAUGAAGUAGGGAUGAAGCUAAAGGACAGGAAAGACAGUCAUGUAACAAUAGCUCAAAAUAAGGCUAACUAGUACAUACAAUUCAAAGUAAGGCAUCAUGCCCUUUUUUUCUAGCAUAAGGUAUGGAAGUGGGAAGAGAGAGAGAAAGAGAGAGUUACCUCGCCAGUAAACUCAAUGACAGGUUCUUCUUUGAACAGUGCCUCGUACUGCUCCUCAACAUCCACAACAUGGGCUGCCGGAUGCCUUCUAUGGUAUUCACGAAUCUAACAACCAGACAAUUUCAAACAACAAGAUUCAUUAGCCUUCAAUUCCGAGCUUCCACUGCAAUUCGAAUAUCAACAUGUCAUCAUCAAUCUAGAUAAUAAAACCUAAACUAUGUUCUUAUUCCAUGUUAAGAAAGCAGAUGGUUCAGUACAUUACCUCUUUCAGUCUAUCAUAAAAUGCACUAAACACAUUAGUUCCACUAGCCAUCUGGCCUCCCAGGGCAGCAAUCUCGUCCUUCCUAGCGUGAUCCUUAUCUUCGUAUAUAUCAACCUGAACUAGCCAUAAGCAAUUACAUUCAAUCUAUCCUUAUCUUCGUAUAUAUCAUGCAAUAGGACACAUACACAGGGGUUAAGUGUACAAUCCUUCUGAAUUGUUAUUGGCUUGUUGUAUCCCAAAUCUGAAGCUCAAUAAUUUUUGGCCUUAAUAAAAAUGUUAACUAAACUCCCGCCUCAUCUAGAUCAACAACCAGACCAAGAGAAAGAAGAAAUAAGCGCGCAACAAGCAAUAACAAAUCACACUUCACUUAUAGAGGGAGCCACUUCUAAUAAGGGCAUUAAUUUAGAUGGUUCAAAUGGAGCCACAACCGAACACAAUAAAGGGCAUGUAAAGCGGAUUGUAGAUUAUUAGCAUGUAUUGUAGAUGGUUCAAACGGAAGUGAACUGUUUGAAAGUUCAUACAAAGUAAAUAUCAAACCAAGUAAAAUCGUUAAUUGAUACCAGAAGUAUGGAUCCAGAUCACCAUAGUUGGUCCUCUAAAAUGCUUUAAAUUUCCACUUUACUCCUUUGAGCUUCAUGUAAAGUAAUAUUAAAAAGGUGAUCAGUGAUAAUUUUAGAAAUUAACAAUUUUUACGUCUAUAAAAAUUUCAAUGCCAUUGCGAGCUUAAGCAGCAGAAUUCAAUCGACUUGAGCGAAUUCAAGUGCAUUUGCAUAAGGAUCACAUGUCAAGAUUACAGGCCUACCGGACCGGUUAAGUGUGUAGGGAUGUUCUGCACGAAAAUACACUAACCUGACCUCAGUCCACAAGCCACCACAAUCAAUAAUUAAAUAACACAUAGAAAGGAAACUUUAACCAUGAAACCACACAAAGAAAAGCCAACAGAUUCACCUAACAAGCUUUACCUGCUGACAUAAUGGCUAAUACAGGCAAAUUACUUUCUUACUUAGUUAGCACUGAGCAUGAAAGGCACUCGUAAGUUUCUAGUGCAAUGCACCUUGGAGUUGAACUCAACAAUCGUGGCUUCCAUCAUAUGCACCUUGGAGUUUUUCGUAGUUUGGACUUAGUAAGGAAGUCUUACCUCCCCGGUGCUUUCAGCCCGAACCAACCUUUCCUUGUUGGCUGGUUUUCAGUAGUCGGCCUUGGUAGUCCUUUUAGCUCGCUUUCUGUUCCCAUACUUGUAAUUUGGAGCAGCCAAGAAAUACCAAACUGCCUCCUCUGUAUCGACCUCUGUAGAUGGUUGCCAUGCCCACAUCAAACAACAAUAUAUAUAUUACAUCUCAUCAUUACUCAAUAUAUUGUUCAUUUAGCUACAUCUGCUUCAUGUAUAAAUACCAUCUCAAUUUGGUUACUGGUGUUUGAUCAUAUACUCAAGAAUUACUUGGUAGCUCCCAAGGUUCGAACUUGUUAACAUUAACUUCGGCAAUGCAGCGAACUUCAUCAUCACGGCCCAACAUCUUCUACUUCAAAUAGUAAUUCACCAGUUAUUCUUCAGAUGGGUGGAACCUGCAUCCAACCAUCUCCUCAUUGUCGCCUGCUGCUGAUCCUGCACUCCACAUUUACCUUUAGUUAGCUCUGUUUUUCUAGUAACUAUCUUAUCCCUGGAAAAUUACUCCACAAUUGCCUGCAAUUUACUCUGUUUGGUAAGUUUAAAAAGGGGAUCACAACUUCACAAGGACUUGAUUGUGACAUAAUUGUGCUUCGUUACUUAGCACUAAGCAUGAAAGCCAAAUUACUUCAGCCACUAUGAUUUAUAGACUAACACCAGCACUAAACUAGUACAUUAAACACAUCAACCAACAAUAAUUGCCAGAACCCGGUUCUAUUAAAUUUGCAUCUGACAUACAGAUAAUUGGAAAGCCUAGUGUAAAGGAGCUGAGGUCUUAUAUAUCAUAAUUUGUACUCAAACAAAGGAGAGUUUAAAUAGAAAUGUUGUCAUCCGUAUGUGAAAUACCCAAAGCAGGCAAGCAAUAAAAUCUUUCUAGUAAGGCAGGAGGGAAACCCAACCAUAAACUGCAAUAUCAUGAGGCAGGGGGGAAAUCUAACCAUAAGUAACAACCCUAUUACCAACCUAAAUCUUUUAACACACAUUUUUUUACAAUUACAGGUAACAAUGUUGGACGUUCUAUUUGGUAAGGACUUUAGUGGUAUUCUUGAUGAUGAUCACCCAUUUCAACGCUUUCCCAUUCAGUUUGUAGUGGAGGCCCCUCAACAAUCCAAUGACGAUGAUUCUGGUACGUUUGUUGUGAAGUUGAUGAAAGGUGCAACAUCGCUAGACAAGGCGGCAAGAGAUAUGAGAAAAGAGUUCCACAGUGAAGACGAACGACUGAAUUUAGUACUUGAAUUGGUGAAGUGGGAGUUCAACAAGAAGAAGGACGAGAUCGAGGAAGCGGCAAAAAAACAUGUCGCGACUAAAAAGGCUGCACAAACCAAGGGCAAACCAAGGGCUUCGAAAGGACGCAAAGGAAAAAAGCCAAUCGAGGAUGCAGAUCAGAAUCCCGCCGCCAUGCUUGCUCGGUGCGCCGACAGGGUUCAAUCGUCUCUACUGAUGGCGAGCGAUGGUGAGGAGGAAGAAGGAACCGCUCGGUCCGUCCUGUCGCCGCCACUCGGCUGUUCCCUUGCCCUAACGUCCUUCGUUGUCUUCCCACGCCGCUCUGCAAUGAACGAAUUCAUCACGACGGCUGAUGCAUCGGCCAGAUUCGGAUCAGCCACACCGCAACCUUCCAUUAUCCCUUCCAACGUCCCUCUCAUCUCCGCCUUCCUCGCAUUAGCUAUCGCCCAGUUUCUCAAGCCCUUCACCGUCUGGUUCAAGGAGAGAAGAUGGGAUUCUAAAAGGAUGCUUGGGUCUGGUGGAAUGCCCUCCUCACAUUCAGCAACAGUGACAGCGCUGGCUGUGGCUAUUGCACUGGAGGAAGGAACUGGGGCCCCGAUUUUUGCUGUCGCACUGGUUUUGGCUUGUGUUGUUAUGUAUGACGCUACUGGUGUUAGACUUCAUGCUGGUCGUCAGGCUGAGAUCGCAAGAUGUUCAUUUUGCAACCCGCCGCGCAGCGCGGGCUUUCCGAACUAGUAGGAUCAAAAGAAGCUGAGGAAGAAAACAUAACUCCUAGGGUACUGCCACUGUAUGCCAUGACACCCUCCACGGUGUCGGUACCAAUGCAAACAGCCAUGACUCCAGCAGCGCCAGUUCAUUUUGGUGGUUUCAAGUCAGCGAUUGAAGAGACAGUUGCUGAAGAAAUUGACUACUCAUUUGAAGAGAGGAGAGCUGGGUUCGUUCUUCCUCACACAGCACAUGUGAAGUCACUGAUUCCAGUUUGAUUUAAAAUUAGGUUCUCUUUUACAUCAUUUUUAGGUAGUCAAAACUUGGCUUUAUCUGCCUUUAUAGACUUGCUUGGAGUGGAAGUCAAGAUUGUAAUUGGUUUCUGGAUAGUGUAUACUAGUCCACAAGAAAUGUGGACAAGGACCAGACUCUGUGGUCUGUGGAAAUGCAAGUUUACUUCAAUGCUAGUUGAAUCUGUUGUUUCAAGAAGAGAAUUAACAUAGGAUUUAAAC